Labrus bergylta (ballan wrasse) is the source of this 6937-nucleotide messenger RNA. Lineage: Eukaryota; Metazoa; Chordata; Actinopteri; Labriformes; Labridae. The record is from RefSeq and is a predicted model, not a curated record.
GAUUGCAGGCUUUGUUUCUUCUGUGGAUAUAAAGCUGAUUUAAAAAAACCACUAAAGGAUUCUCUUCUUUCUUCUCCUCCAGCCACGAUGAAGAAAGGUCAGAACGGCUUGAGCUGGACCAGCGAGCGCAGUUUGAUGUUUGGAGGAAACAUCCAGAACACGCUGCCUUCUUCAUCCACGACCUCCACCGCCGUCUCCACCAACUCCUCCUCCACCGCCUCGUCACAGAUAACCUCCAUCGACGGCGUCAGCUUCUCCGAGGGAGACCUGCUGCUUCAGGCGCUGAACGGCUUUGUGUUGGUGGUGACGGCUGAAGGCUACAUCUUCUACACGUCUCCAACCAUCUACGACUUCCUCGGCUUCCACCAGUCGGAUGUGGUCCAUCAGAGCGUGUUCGAGUUGAUCCACACGGACGACCGAGCGCUCUUCAGACGGCAGCUUCACUUCGCUCUCAACCCGAACAAGAGCCAGGGGAACGUAGGAGAGGAGAGUCCAGGUGACCAGAGCUCUGCAGAGGUCAGCAGCAACGUGAUCGCAUACGACCCUCAGACCAUCCCGCCUGAAAACUCGUCUUUCCUGGAGAGAAACUUCUGCUGUCGCUUCCGCUGCCUGCUCGACAACUCGUCCGGCUUCCUGGCCCUGAACUUCCGAGGUCGUCUGAAGUUCGUCCACGGUCAGAACCGCGUCUCCGAUGAUGGGACGCUGAUUCCCCCACAGCUCGCUCUGUUCUCCAUCGCCACGCCCAUGCAGACGCCGUCCAUCCUGGAGAUCCGCACCAAGACGCUCAUCUUCCAGACCAAACACAGGCUGGACUUCACGCCCUUGGGCAUCGACCCCAGAGGGAAGGUUGUCCUGGGUUACAACGAGGUGGAGCUCUGUAUGAAAGGUUCAGGAUACAACUUCAUCCACGCUGCGGACAUGAUGUACUGCGCCGACAACCACCUGCGGAUGAUAAAAACAGGAGAGAGCGGCUUCACCGUCUUCAGGCUGCUGGCUAAAAACAGGACGUGGGUUUGGGUUCAGGCGAACGCCCGGCUCAUUUUUAAAGGAGGGAAACCAGAUUUCAUCAUCGCCCGGCAGAAAGCACUCACAAAUGAAGAAGGUGAAGAGCAACUGCGUCUGCGUCGUCUGUCGCUGCCGUUCAGCUUCACCACCGGAGAGGCGAUGCUGUACGACGUCGCUCCAACCGUCGACGUCCCCGACCCGUGCUCCGCCCCCAAACAGAGGAAGGUGGACAGCUACAAUGUGAGCCCCAACUCCAUACUGGGCUGCUUGCUGAAUCAGGACCAGUCGAUUUACUGUGAAGAAAACAACGGCAACACGCUUAGCAGCCUCAACGACGCCGCCUUCCAGGACACGCACGCCACUGUCAACGUCCCCGUAGACAUGUGGAUGGACCCCUCGCCCAAACCGGCGAUGGGGAGUCUGGUGAAGUCUGAGGGCACGGUGCAGGACAUGAUGGUCACCCUGCAGCAGAUCCUGGAGGACAACGAUCUCUCUGAAGUUCUGGACGUGGGGCCGGACGAGCUGAAGAGCUGGGAGAGCACGCUGCUCAAGAUGAGCAACAACAGCUGCGAGAUGAACGACGACCUCAACGACAUCCUGAACCACGACAUCCUGUCCUACGUGGAGGAGCAGCUGCAGAGGGAGGGCGGCCUCAAGCUGCCCGAUCAUCUGGACGACAUCUCCCCCUGCCUGUCCACGCUGGACUUCCAGAACCAAAACCCCGAGCAGAGCGGGGAGCAGAACUUCAACUGGAACCUGGAGCCGACCAAUCAGAUCAUUCCAAACGGAGGACAGAUGUUACCCGGGAUGAUGAAACUCUCCUACAUGGAUGUUCCUCAGCAGACUUCUUCUGGUUUUAAUGGUCCCACUCUGCAGCAGAUCACCUCCCAGCAAACUCUUCAGCUGGGCUCUUCAGGAAACGUCUGCGCUCCUGUUCCCUUCAACGCCUCCAAACUGGAUCCUUGUGGUCUGACGCAGAACCAGCUGAGAACCCUACAAGUCACCAGCAAGGACAAUAACUUUGAAGGAUUCACGCUCAGACAAACCAAUCAGAUUCAGUCCAACCAAAUGGCUCAACCAAUCCAGAACGACCUUCAGAUGAGGGCGCCUAACCUUCAAAUCAGCCUCCAGGACCAAAGUGCAGAACGACCCGUCUUCGACUUCCGGGGGAACCAGUGGAACUCCUCUGUCAACGCAAACCCAGCGGACAACUUUGUCGAAACUUUCGCCCAAAAUAUUUCAAACCAGCCGCCUUUUCCUGCCGCCGUGUCUAACCGCCUUCAGGGACACUUUGCACUUCAAAACGGCGAGAGUCAGAGACAGCCCUGGCCGCUCGAGCAGCAGCUGAUCUCCGGUGGGCAUCAACAAAUGGGCGCCAGCCUCAAUCAAAUGCCCGGAUUUCAGAGAAACCCUCUUCCUGGAGUUGUCGCGGGCCAGAUCGCCGUCAACGGCCGCCCCAUGUACAGGACUCCAGAGACUUCAAAUGUACCGUUUCCUGCCCAGCAGAGCGUGCAGCAGCCUCUGGCGCCCACGAGCAGCUGUAGGUUCGGUAAUGUCGCCCCGUCGAUGCCUGUAAACGGAGUCCACCUCAAUCAGGCGCCUUCCUGCCAGAGACUGAACCCCACUAACACCCAGAUCCCCUCCAAACCAGCGUGCUUUUAUCAGAGUCUGCCCGGAGGCGGCGCCAUGCCGGGGAUAACCACCAUCCCGAGCCCUGAGGAGGCGGCACUCUCCUGCCAAAUGACCAGCGGACUGGACCCGGACGGCCUCCUCAGGCAACAACAGCCGUACUUAAACUUCAGUGAACAGACACAGAUCAACAGCCGUCCAGUCAUCGGAAACGGAGGCUUCCCCUUCUCCGCGCUGCCCAACGGGAACGCAUACUACUCAGAGAACAAAUAAAAACCGGCCGCUUUGACUUUCUGAUGGCAGAGGAUCCCAACUCAGACUGAAAGAGCAGUUUUUAAAGAAAAGUUAAAAAAAGACUCCUGUCUCUAAAGAUGAACGGAGUGGAGCAGACUGAAGAGCAGAAAGUUGCCAGAGAAGAACGAGGAAACGAAACAUCUCUUCUUCUCUUUACCUUUGUUUUUGUUUUACAUUCAGGAAGAGUGAUGGACUUCAGAGUGGAAGUGUUUGAGUUCAGGACUGAGAAAGUUUGGAUUCCCUCCUCGGAGCUCGAUGGAUUGUACCCCAAAAAAAGGAAGAAAAGAUAAAGGUCGCCCUGAAAGGAAUCGGUUUCAGGAUAGUUGAUGGAUUUUCUACGUCUGCCCUGAGGGAUAAAAGAUCCUUUUUUUAAAGCCAUGAUUGCCUUCGAUAAAUAAGUCUCCAAAUGAUGAGUCGUUCGUCUGAAGGUGGGAAUAUAAAGCAGAAAAACAGUUUGGAAGUUCAACUAAACGCCUUCGUAAUCUUCGUUCUUAACCUUUCUUCUCUUUUAAAACCAACUAAACUUCCAGCAAAGCCAAAAUCUGUGUUUCAAAGUUACACUGAAUUUAUUCACAAAGUGCAAUAAAUAAAGUAUAACAUGAUAAAAAAAUAAAAUAAACAUCUUAGAAACUGUUGAAGUGCGUUAGAGUUGCCUGAAAGUUCAGCAUCAUAAAAAGAUGUUUUCAUGUCGUUAUCGGCUUAUCACUGCCCCCUGGUGGACAAACUACACCCUCUCUGCAGACACAAUAGAGGAGCGCUGUCUUUGUAAUGUGGUGUUUUGUCCACAAGGGGGCAACAAUGAGCCGCCUGCACAAACCCCAACAAGUAGCACAGAAGUGAGAAUGAUGCUUUUAACAUAGAUCUGCCCUCUGAUUGAUUUUUAACCAUCAAUUCAAGAUUUGUGUGGCAGACAGGCUGGACCUUUCUUAUCCUCAUCCGUUAUGCAAAUGUGAGGAGUCUUAAAAUAUGAUGCAUUUACAGUUUGGUAACUUUACGAGGGUCCUUUACUAACCUGUGUGUGGUGAAGGCGCCCGCAGCUUUUUUGGCUUGUUUUGAUUCUUUGGUUUUAUAAGAAUCAGAUCAGAAGGAUGAGGACGGAGUGGGCAGUUUGGUUUCAUACCUCCAAAUUAAAAAAAAAAAAGAAAAAGAGGCUGUUCAGCGAGAAACAUUUAAAAAUAUUUCCACCUAAACGAGGAGUUUGAAAGUGGAAAGAUGGAAGGUGCUCCUGUGAAUCCUCUGCCGUCUCCAACGCACAAACACGCCACCUUACUCCUUAAGAAUCUGCUUUCUGUCCGAGCGCUCAGAAGGACGACUUAUAUCUUCUUUCCUCGUUUUUAGUUUUGCCGUUUGUGUCCUUUUGAAAAGUUGCGUUUUAAGUUCAUUUCAACUCUUUUUCUGUCCCUGUGAGGGAGCUCCGCUUCGCAGACAGGGUAUCAACAUCACAGCUUCAUCUUUACUAACAGACAGAUUUACCAUUUGAACACACAAUGCUGCUUUUUAGUGCCUCCUUUAUAUAUUCUAAAAGCAUUCAGCUAUUGAGCCAGUCUCUUCUUCUCUUCAAUAUUUCUGUUGUUCUUCUGUUGUAGGGAAGAACUAAAUACAGACGGUGCCUUCGACGGACUGUUUGAGACUUUAAAGGGACAGUCAUUUCCACAAAGAUCCAUAUUUUGAUGUAAACCAAAGUAGAAUUUGCCCUCACCUGAACUUCCCCAUGCCAAUCGUUGAGAUAUUUUUGCACUAUUCCUAAAAAUCGUUUGCCAAAGCAUCGUUAAAGAGAAGAACUCAAGAAUCCUGAAGAGCUUCCUUAAAGACAAAUAUUCCUUAAAUGUGUGUCUAAAAACUUGAACGUGUGCACAAAAACAAAGUUCUUACAGACCACAUGCUCUUUAUUUUAUUCUAACUGGAUCAUUAACUCGUUUUUAAAGAUGAUUAUUUUAGAAAAUUCAGAGUCAGAGUCACCGCCUUCACAAAAUGUUUUUUUUUUUAAGAUAUAAUGACGACUUAUAAUCACCAGGUUCUUCAUCAGUAAGACACCGAUUGUAAGAGUGGACUGGUUCUUCAUAUUUUCCACAACAAAUGUCCGUCCUCUUCCUCUCUCCUGUUCUUAUCUUUGUGGUUAAUUUAUCGACCCUCUAGCUCGGACGGGGAGUAUCCACGAUCGUCUGGCAGCAAAACACAGAAGUAAAACGGUUAAAGGCAGCUAUUGUAUAUUUUAAAUGAGGAAAAAAAUGGAAAACACUUCACAUAUUAAAAAAAAAAAACACACACAAACAAGAGGCGGAAACUGCAAGUGCCUUUAAAUGAAGCUCUUUAUGAUUGUCUGUAAAAAACAACAACAACACAAACACAUAGAGCACUUAGGUUGAGAGGAAACAGCGAAUAGAAAGCUUGACAUGUGCGUUGUUUCAUCCCGUACUGAGCCAUAAAUCUGACUUCUGUCCGUACAAGUUUAGUCAGCACUUUUUGUACUUUACUCUAGAAAAAGCAGCUCAUUUUAGAGGCUGCGAAACAGAAAUAGUGACAGCAAACUUUACCUUAAUACCAAAAAAAACAAACAGUCAGUAAAACAAACUGUGAUGCUUUAAAUUACAGGAUACCAAAGGGACAAGAAGGAGAACAGAUCUUCGUUUUUUUUUUUUGUGAUCACAAGAACUAUUUUCAGCAGGAAAAAAAGACCAGAAUGAUUGUUGUCGUGGUUGAAACGAUAGAGUGAAAAUGUAAGCAGAAUGAUGCUGCGUUCACGUCAUGUGGGAGUCACCAUAAAACACAGUUUCUAGCAAAUAAAAAGAGUCCUAACUGGGUCCUCUAUAACGCCUAAAAAUACAAAACAAGUAUGGGUGCUAAUGUGCGUCGUUAAAAAAAAUGUGUUUUCAUGUUGCGCACCGUCAUGCAACCUUUUUACUCAGCAAUUAUUUUUAAAAAUGUCAUUUUUAAGCAAACAAUUUAGAGAAAUGCCAAAUUUUUCUUUAUUUUAUGACAUUUGCUUUACUUUGAAUAUCCAUCUGUCCUAAACAUGCGGUAUCUUACUGUACAUACUGAACUGUAAAGUGUGUACCUCACACUAAAUGUAUCAUUGAGCAGCUUAUUUGAUAUACAAACAAAAAAUACAAGCAACACAUUUGAACGCAUUUUCCCUUGAAGGCAGGAAGUAGUGUGAAUUUUACAAACACCACAUGAUGUGAACGCUGCCUAAGCAGCAAACAAGCCUUUCUGUCACAGGUGUUGAAAGGUAUUCUGGGAAGUGUAGUCCAGCACCCCUAGCAGUAGAGGUCAUAGAGGCAGGUUACGAUUAUGUUUGUUGAUUGCUUUGGCUCAGUUUUCAAAUUUUUCAGUUUGUGAAACUCGUCUGAAUAUUUGUGACGAUCAGGACAAAGUAAUUCUGAAAAGUCUAAGCUCGUGGAUGACUAGCUAAUAGUUGUCACCUUGGCGGUGCUAUUUAAGGCUCUCCAACAAAAACAAACACGUGUGCCUUGACAGCAGAUUCACCAAAAGUCAUAAAUCAGAGCAAAAAACCAAACACAGAUGGAAGAUGGCCAAUAUGUAGACUCAUUACAACAUGAAGCGCUUAGUUUUUCCUCUUAAAACAUCCAGAGUGCUUUCAUCAAAAAUAUAAUAAAAAUAUAAAUAUAUAUGUUAUUACUUGCUUCUAAAAGAAAAAAUAGUGUUUGUACUUAUUAUACUUUUAUUUUCAAACCCCUGGAAGCCAAGGCUCCAAAUUGCAGUAUCUUUGUGUACCUGUAUAUAAAUAUAUAUAUUUGUUUUCUCUUUUUUUUCAUAUAUUGUGUAUUUUAAUGUCAUAUUGCCUUAACCUUACUCACGCCUAUCAUUUUUUGUACAUUUUCUGCACAGCAUAUACAAAACAUGUAACCUUUUUUUUGUAUCUCUUCAUCUUAUCACAUUUUGUGGAUUUGCAGUCAAUAUUUUGCCUUUAACAGUGUAUGAGUGUUUGAGUCUAUCCUUUAAUGCUGACCAUAUUAAAGGUGAUCUGAUCACACAAUCCUCUGCACUA